Dibothriocephalus latus is the source of this 303-nucleotide messenger RNA. The record is from the annotation of a GenBank genome assembly. NCBI's taxonomy places the organism in Eukaryota, Metazoa, Platyhelminthes, Cestoda, Diphyllobothriidea, Diphyllobothriidae.
AUGAUCUGGACCCACGAUGCCACGGAGGCCCUGGACGAUGCUAAAGACAACCCCAAGCUACUGGUUGACACUAAUCGAAACUUUCUGCUUUUGCUCGAACUACUUAUCAGUCAAACAACUCGUCCUCUCUCAAAGUAUGCAAGAACCAAGUAUGAAACGCUCAUCACAAUUCACCUGCAUCAGAAGGACAUAUUUGAUGCGCUGGUAAGUCAAAAUUGUCAAAAGCCCGGGUGGAACCCGUCUGGUAAUUUCACUUUGACUGUGUUUGCUUUUACCCCUGGAGUGUGUGGAACUACAAAAUAA